AUGAGGAACUUUGGCGGUAUUGUGUCAUCUGCCCUCUCCUUCGGCGACAGAUCUCGCCAAGUUUCCUCCCUUGGCCUCAGUACUCUUUCUUUGGAGGAGCCUUCCCACGCUACCGCUCCUCCUUGGGCCGCUUCUCCUGUUGCCAUUGCUGGUCCCUCAGGAGGGUCUCCUCCUCCCUCCACCCCGCGCCGUAGGACACCCGCCUUCCGUCCUGGUGAGUCCCCGUCAUCCUCCGAUCAGGAGUCACUUGGCGCCGGGGACUUGGGGUCCAAAGAUCGACCCGACUUUGAUGAAGACGAUGAUGAUGAUGAUGAUGAUGAACCUGAGGUUGAGCGUGAGAGUGAGUUAGAGGUAUAUUUGGAUGACGAUGUGAGAGGAAACAUGAGCAAAGAGGAAGUCGAGGUAGAUGAUCAUGAGUCCUCUCAAGCCGUUGCUAACUUGCAGCCUUCCCCGCCCCUCCCCCUGCCCAAAUUGUGGGCAAGAAACGUCCCCGUUCUCUCUCCUCCUCCUCCUCCUCCUCCUCUUCUUCUUCUUCUUCCUCUUCCGCGGUUCUUCCCCCCGCCAACGCCAAUCGCUGUUGCUGCUGCCGCCGCCCCUGCCGCACCUGUCGCCUCUGCCGCCUCUCCCUGA
Tremella mesenterica DSM 1558 is the source of this 630-nucleotide messenger RNA. RefSeq lists its product as uncharacterized. The record is from RefSeq and is a predicted model, not a curated record. The transcript has 3 exons. Lineage: Eukaryota; Fungi; Basidiomycota; Tremellomycetes; Tremellales; Tremellaceae. Bases 1 to 630 code for a protein of 209 amino acids.